This is a messenger RNA of Zingiber officinale, 1421 nucleotides long. RefSeq names its product thylakoid lumenal 29 kDa protein, chloroplastic-like. The record is from RefSeq and is a predicted model, not a curated record. NCBI's taxonomy places the organism in Eukaryota, Viridiplantae, Streptophyta, Magnoliopsida, Zingiberales, Zingiberaceae. Bases 126 to 1157 code for a protein of 343 amino acids. Gene Ontology annotation, molecular function: peroxidase activity; heme binding. Gene Ontology annotation, cellular component: chloroplast thylakoid membrane. Gene Ontology annotation, biological process: hydrogen peroxide catabolic process; cellular response to oxidative stress; response to reactive oxygen species. The transcript is spliced from 11 exons.
CGCCAAGCGUCCGUCGCCUAUUUGGGUCCUUUCGCGAUAAGAAGAUUACGCUUCGCUAUCCGUCCGCUUCGACGCCAUGAGCGAAACCUAGCGCGUGGUGUCGCAGUGAAGCAUCAAUUCGAAGAAUGGCGGCAGUUUCCUUCCUCUCCGCCCCGACUUUACUCCGCUUCCGUCCUCGCUCUCUUCUAAAGCAAAGAGGGGUUUGCUGCUAUCUCAAAGCCGAUGACUUUGCCCUUGCCGACGCAGGCGAAAGAUGCCUGCCGACUAGAAGGGAUGUUCUUAAAUGCUUGGGUGCUGCAGUUGGCAUGGAAUUGGUUGCAACCUCAGGGCCAUUCGCCGAAGUUUCCUAUGCUGCUGAUUUGAUUCAACGUCGGCAGCGUUCUGAGUUCCAAUCAAGUAUCAAAGAUACUCUCUCUAAAGCUAUAAAGGAACAUUCAGAUCUUAUUCCAUCCAUACUUAUUCUCGCACUGAAUGAUGCCAUGACAUAUGACAAGGCUACAAAAUCUGGAGGCCCCAAUGGAUCAAUUCGCUUAAGCCCUGAAAUAGGGAGACCUGAAAAUAGCGGGCUUUCUGCUUCAUUGGAUCUCCUAGUUGAUGCCAAGAAAGAGAUAGACUCAUAUUCCAAAGGUGGUCCAAUUUCAUUUGCAGACCUUAUCCAGUAUGCUGCCCAAUCAGCUUUAAAGAAAACCUUUAUUGAUUCUGCAAUCAAGAAAUGUGGAGGGAAGGAAGACAAAGGAAUAUUUCUUUAUUCGGUAUAUGGCUCUAAUGGUCAGUGGGGCUUGUUUGACAGACAAUUUGGGCGAAAAGAUGCUGAGGCUCCUGAUCCAGAAGGAAGAAUCCCUCAAUGGAACAAGGCUUCCGUUCAGGAAAUGAAAGAAAAGUUCAUUGCCAUUGGCUUUGGUCCUCGCCAGCUUGCAGUGAUGUCUGCAUUUCUCGGUCCUGAUCAGUUGGCAACAGAGAGCUUUUUGUCAACUGAUCCUGAUGUCCGACCAUGGGUUGAGAAGUAUCAACGAAGCCGAGAAACUGUAUCUCAAACCGAUUAUGAGGUUGAUCUUAUAACAACACUCACAAAACUGAGCACUCUAGGCCAGCAAAUAGAUUAUGAAGCAUACACAUAUCCUCCGAAGAAGAUCGAGUUGAGCAAAUUAAAAUUGUGAAGAAACUCUUAGGUGCUUGCCUCUGUGAUUAGUGGGUAUUUAUGCAUAAAGCUUGGAGCAUUGGUAUAGGCAGCGCAAUUCUUGGCAAUGGAAGUUUUGUUGUUCUUCUCAAGUUGUAAAACUUAGUUAUUAUAUAAAUAUAGUCCCUUGUUCUAGGGAAAACAUUAGUGAUGGCAAUUUCUCUACAAACCAACAAUGAUAUUAAGCUUGUUCUGUUUCAGACUUGUUUAGAUGUGUUUUUUUAACUCGAGUACGAGUUUUUAA